AUGUUUGGUCCUAUCAUUGAUGUACUUGAUGCUAUUGUUGUUAAUGCCCGUUUUGAAGAAAAGUGUAGGGCAAAGGGAUAUCUUAAAGCAUGUUUAACAUUUGAGGUUGUCUUCACGUUGCACUUCAUGUGCAAUGUUUUAGCAAUCACAAAUGAGCUUAAUGCAGCUUUUCAAAAGAAAGAGCAAGACAUUGCAAAUGCCAUGCUACUUGUUGGAGUGGCAAAGAAAUUGCAAAACGAAGAGAAGAAGGCCAGUUGUAUCGAUGAUUUUGAUAAACAUGCUAGGAUUGACCUCGUUUUCGAACUUGAGAAUUAUAUUGUUGAUGUCCGUGAUCAUGAUAAAAGUAUAUUCUCUAUGUCGAUUAAACUUGAUUCCAUUUUUGCUUCAUUGAAGCAAGAAAAUGUUCCACAUCGAGAAGAGGUGAAAAAAGAACAAGUAGCAGCAUGCUUGAAAGAGGAAUAUUGUGUUGGUAGAAGGAAGAAAAGAACUGAAGAAAUAGUUAUUUCAGGCUUGAUAGAUGUGAUAUUUUCUUGGUCUUUCGCUGAUGUCCUUAGCAAAAAUCUUUUCAAAGACGAGGGUCUAAUUAAUGUUUGUGGAGUCUUGAAGAAUAAUUACCUUCAAAUAAUUAUCUUUAAGGAAUAUUCUCUGACUAAUAACCUCAGCAAGUGCUUGAUUUAUUUGCAUGUAUGGAAGUGCUUAAUUAAUGUGGAGUUGUGCUCUAGUCCUAUUAAUACUUGUCAGGUUAAACAAAUUCCAGAGACAUUCUUGUCAACUGAUCAUUACUUCAAGUCAUUCGUCAGUCCACUAAUAGAAGAAACACAUGCUGAUUUGCUCUCAGGCUUGACAAAUGCUUCUCAAUCCCCUGCACUUGAGGAUGAGGAGAAUUGCGCUCUUUGCUCCUUCAAUGAAACAAAAAUUAGUGCCAUAUCAAAUCAUAGGACAACCAUUGACUCCUUUGGUCUAGAUGAUGCGCAACGAGAGGCUGUUAUAAGUUGCAUUGCUGCAAGAGAGUGUGGUCACCAGAAUGCUGUUAAGCUAAUUUGGGGUCCUCCUGGAACUGGAAAAACAAAAGCAGUUGCUUCCUUACUUUAUCUCCUGUUUAACAUGAAAUGCAGAACUUUGACUUGUGCUCCCACCAACAUUGCUGUGUUGGGAAUUAUAAAGAGGGUGAUGCAACUAGUGCAGGAUGGUCUGGAAUAUGACACUUAUGGGUUAGGAGACAUAGUUUUAUUUGGUAAUAGAAAAAGAAUGGGGAUUGAUGAUCAUGAAGAUCUGUUCGAUGUAUUUCUUGAUAACCGACUUGCUGCUAUUGCGAGCUCUCUGUCUCCUGAUCAGGGGUGGAAAAAUCGUAUACAGUCCAUGAUAUCUUUGCUUGAAGAUCCUGAAGAGCAAUACCGUGAAUACUUGGUAAAAGAAAAUAAGGAACAUGGCAUGAAUGAUGUUGCAAAGGAAGAGCAAGGAACGAUAAGUAUAAAUAAUCAAGGACUAGAUGAGAAUAGGAAGAGUAAGUUGCGGAAAACAUUCGUCAUUCAGACUUUAAAAGAUAAUGAGAAGAAGAUAUCAAAUGAUGAUAAAAGUUUGAGAUCGGUUGGCAAAGCGAACAAGGUCAUUUCGAAUGAGGGGGAGGCAAGAAACAAGAAACAAGUCCGUAGUUUUACAUUUGAGGAGUUUGUUAUAAGUCAAUUCAAAAUGAUCCAUGAGCAGUUGACAUUUUGUCUAACGAGCUUGUACACUUAUCUGCCUACUUCUUUCAUUCCACUAGAAGUAGCUAAAGAUAUGAUCAGAGUUCUUGAGAUGCUUCAAACUCUUGGAACACUGUUCCGUACUGGGAAUAAUGGGAGACAUUUGGCGAAUACAUGUGCAACUAAAACAGAAAGCAUCAAAGUAUUGAAAUCUCUUAGUGAGAGAAUCUCUCUUCCAAAUAUCACUGAUUUUCGAGGUUUUUGUCUGAAAGGUGCAUGUCUGAUUUUCUGCACUGCUUCUAGCUCAUCGAAAUUGUACACAGAAGGAAUGACGCCUCUGGAGAUGUUGGUAAUUGAUGAAGCAGCUCAGCUGAAGGAAUGUGAGACCACUAUUCCCCUACAGCUCCCAGGUCUCCGUAAUGCCAUACUCAUUGGGGAUGAGAAACAGUUGCCUGCAAUGGUUCACAGCAAGAUCUGUGAGAAGGCUGACUUUGGAAGGAGCUUAUUUGAGAGGCUGGUAAUUGUGGGGCACAAGAAGCACCUUCUUAAUGUUCAGUAUAGAAUGCAUCCUGCAAUAAGUUUGUUUCCAAACAGAGAGUUCUAUGAAAAUAAAAUUAUGGAUGGUCCGAAUGUUCAAAAAGCAAUGUAUGAGAAGAGAUUUCUUAAAGGAAAUUUUUUUGGCUCCUAUUCUUUUAUUAACAUAAGCAAUGGAAAAGAGCAGUAUGAUAACAAACACAGUACUAGAAAUAUGGCAGAAGUUUAUGUCAUAGCUGAGAUCGUUGCCAACCUUUAUAAAGAUUCUGUUACUUCAAGGAGAAAGAUUUCUGUCGGUUGUAUAUCUCCUUACAAGGCUCAAGUUUCUGCGAUUCAACAAAAACUUGGGCAGAAAUAUCGCACAGAUGUCAACAGUCACUUCUCAGUGAAUGUACGAUCUAUUGAUGGUUUUCAAGGCAGUGAAGAAGAUGUGAUUAUUAUCUCCACUGUUCGUAGUAAUGGAAGUGGAUUAGUGGGAUUCCUUUCUAGUUAUCAGAGAGCAAAUGUAGCACUGACUCGAGCAAGAUUCUGCCUUUGGGUAUUAGGGAAUGCCACAACUUUGGUGAAGAGUGGUUCCAUUUGGAAGCAAUUAGUCAUCGACUCCAAGGCUCGGGGUUGUUUCUUUGAUGCUAAUGAAGACAAAAGUUUGACUCAAGCAAUUUUGAGUGCUACCAUUGAGGUUGGACAGAUUGAAACAUUACUCAGCAUGGACUCCCCUAUAUUCAGAACAGCCAAGUGGAAGGUUCUCUUUAGUGAGGAUUUCUCAAAAUCCAUUGCCAGAAUUAAAGAUGCAGAGAUCCGUAAAGAAGUGAUCUCCCUUUUGGAGAAGCUUUCAAGUGGUUGGCGCAAGCCAGGAAAGCACAGCUUAUUCGGAAACAGGGGCGGGAAUUCAUCUGAACUAUUGGAGAUCUACAGUGUUAAGCACCUAAAAUUAAUUUGGAGUGUAGAUAUUUUGCUAGAGAACUUGACAAACUUUCAAGUGUUAAAAUUCUGGGACAUGUUACCAGGACAUCAGAUAUCAAAAUUGGCAAAGGUCCUUGACAUCCGUUUCGGUAAUUAUACCAUCGAUAUGUUGAAUUGCUGCAAAUGCAAGCUUGUGGAGCGAAAUUUAACACUUCCAAUGACUUGGCCAAGUGAUGGAAAUGAUGAUUCAAGAAAGAACUCCGCUCAAAGUGACCUUGAGAAGAACUUGGCACAUCAACUGGCACCAAGUUUCAGAAAAAUGCAAGUUGUCUCAGAUAGCUGUAGUGUAAAGUUAAUAGAGGAAAUUGAAGAUUCUUACCAGAUGAAGAUUCGAUGUCCCUGUGGAAGCUCAUCACGAAGUGAAACAAUGAUUCAGUGUGAAGAUGGAAGAUGCCGCACAUGGCAACAUGUGAAUUGUGUCAUUAUUCCCAUCGAGGGGGCUGCUCCGCCAAAUCCUCCUGAAACUUUUUAUUGCGAAUUGUGCAGAUUGAGUCGUGCGGACCCGUUCUGGGAGAUGAUAGAAAACCCUUUAUAUCCGGUGAAGUUGGUUUUUACUAGUGUUCCAGCAGAUGGCACAAACAUUGUAGAGAGGAUUGAGAAAACAUUCCAACUCAGUAGAGCCAGAAGAUACUUACUGGCAAAACAGGAAUACGAUCUUCAGGCUUGGUGCAUGCUUCUGAACGACAAGGUACAAUUUAGGAUGCAGUGGCCUCAGAAUGCUGAUUUGCAGGUCAACGGGUUUCCAGUGCAUUGCAUAGAUAGACCUAGCUCACAAUUGUUGGGUGCAAACAGCCGAGAUGAUGGUGCAAUAAUCACAAGAUGCUUCAGAGACGGAAUGAACAAGAUUUUAUUAACAGGAUGCGAUGCUCGUGUCUUUUGCUUAGGAGUUAGACUUGUAAAGCGACGUACUAUCCAACAGAUUCUAAACAUGAUACCUAAGGAGCCUGAUGGUGAGAUAUUUGAAGAUGCUCUUGCUCGUGUUCGUCGUUGUGUUGGUGGUCGGACAGCAACUGAAAAUGCUGACAGUGACGAUUGUGACCUCGAAGCUGUGGUUGCUGAUUUUGUUCCUGUCAAUCUUCGAUGCCCUCUGAGUGGUUCAAGAAUGAACAUUGCCGGAAGAUUUAAGCCUUGCGUACAUAUGGGCUGCUUUGAUCUUCAAGUCUUUGUUGAAAUGAAUCAAAGUGGCAAUGCCCCGUCUGUCUCAAGAACUACUCUCUGGAUCAUGUCAUUAUAGAUCCAUAUUUCAAUCGGAUCACUUCUCAGCUGCAAACUUGUGGAGAAUUGGUUACAGAAAUUGAAGUGAAACCUAAUGGUUCUUGGCGUGCAAAGACAAAAGGGGAUCUGGGACAGUGGCACUUACCUGAUGGGACUCUUAUUUUAUCUCAGGAUAUAGUGUGAAAAAAAAAAAAACUUGGGAGUUCCGUAAAAUACAUACUACUAUAUUUUCGCAAAGAAUAUGUACAGAUUAUUUAGCAACACUAGAAUGUGAAUUAGCAAGUCUUUUAUAUCGGUGAACUUGGAGGAUAUUUUUAUUGGACUAAACUUUUCUUUUAUAGAAUAUAUUUUUGUUAUUUAUAUUUUUUAAUAUAUUCAAUUUUCUUUGAAAUGUUUCUAUUUCUAGUGGGUUCUACUGAGUUGUUUGCUUAAUAUGAUGCUUUUAUUUUGUGAGGUUCUAGAGGUCAGUUAAAUGGUAUUUAGCAUAUUUUGUUUAGCAAGUCUUUCCAUGAUUUUAGUAUCAUUUUUUAGUUCUGCUCGUCAAGUAAACAGGGACUUUAGAGAAAUUUUGGCGCCAAAAAACGAGGAAACAAGAAAACAGGAGGAAUAAUUGCUUCCAAAGAAAUGAUCCAAAUCAACAAAAAGGACUCUAAAAAAUAAAAAAUAAAAAAAAAGGGUUGAAAGGUAAGCACACCAACGUCUUUGCCUCUUUGGUCAAUAUUGUCCAUCUCUUAAAUAUUUUAUACACCCUUACAUAAAGGUAUUUAACAAA
This is a messenger RNA of Lycium ferocissimum, 5166 nucleotides long. RefSeq lists its product as uncharacterized. The record is from RefSeq and is a predicted model, not a curated record. Lineage: Eukaryota; Viridiplantae; Streptophyta; Magnoliopsida; Solanales; Solanaceae. The transcript is spliced from 22 exons. Gene Ontology annotation, molecular function: helicase activity; zinc ion binding. Bases 1 to 4413 code for a protein of 1470 amino acids.